This is a messenger RNA of Cydia splendana, 2495 nucleotides long. RefSeq lists its product as uncharacterized. Gene Ontology annotation, biological process: regulation of transcription by RNA polymerase II. The coding region runs from base 1062 to 2297 and encodes 411 amino acids. NCBI's taxonomy places the organism in Eukaryota, Metazoa, Arthropoda, Insecta, Lepidoptera, Tortricidae. The transcript has 11 exons. The record is from RefSeq and is a predicted model, not a curated record. Gene Ontology annotation, cellular component: nucleus. Gene Ontology annotation, molecular function: DNA binding.
AUUAGUAAGUUCGUUCGUACAAACGAAUUAUACGAUUCUCUUAGUGUGCGUCCGUGUCGGUGUGCGGAAAACAAAAAAAAAACCACCAGCGAAAAUUCUUGUAAUAAAAAUCAAUCGGAGCGAGGAAGGCGCCGCGCGGGGCGCCGACUGGUCGGGCGCUCCCCCGCAUACUUACCUACAACUCUAUAGUGCAUCUACCUCCUGCCUCCCCGAUUUAUUCCGCGAAUUCUACUUUACACCUCUUCCUAAACAAUCGAAAAACUUUCUCCGAAACGCGUAGUUUUGUAGCCUUGAAAGCUUUAGAUUUCAAAAGAUCGCAUGGAAACUCGAAGCGGGGGGACGACGGGGCGAAGUCGUUUUGUUUUUAUUUCUUCGACGAAAAAAAUAACGCCGCCCUGCAGCGUCCUAAACAUGCGCCACGCAGCUACGCGGGCCCGGCCGGGUGUGUGCGGGAUUCACUUUCAUUUGCGACAUCCCAUCCCGAAGGUCACCGCGCGGCAGCGGAUCCUGGCCGUGUUCUAGGUAAGUAAAGUUCGUUAUUCGCGCCCUUUUCCCACGUUUAUCGCGUCCGUGUUUUACUUCGUCCUUCGCAAAGACGGUAGACUUCGCGCACGUGUUUGGUGUCCACGGUAACGCGGGGAGAGGGUUAACCGCGCAAGUUUUACAUUCACUAUUCCCGAGUCCGCAGGUGCGAGUGGGUACUUGUGUCGCCGUCCGUCACGUGUUUCGAUAAAGUUUUGAAAUUUACGCGCGUCAAAUACGUUACUAUCGGAGAGUUAUAUGUGGGGUAGCUAGUUAUACUUAAGUUUGCGAGCGUCCCGGCAAAAACAAACAGAAUUAAAAAAGCGCUGGCCUUGCGGGCGACAGAAAGGGAGGGAAAUUAACUUCGCACUCUUCAUUUGUGCACCAAUCGAGAAAAAAUUCAAUAAAGCUCGCUUCCUUUUGUCUAAUUGCCUACGUAUACGUACUUAUGCCGACUGUUCGAUUGCUGCGACAUUUAGAAGGAAAAUGGAGCAUUUCGCUGUAUCGCCCGCGAGGGCCCGACCUCUCGACAAUAGGAAAUGCCUGGCCGCGGUUUUCCGCAGGUCAAGCACGAACCGGCCUCCGAAGACGACGACUCGCAGUACGCACACGGCUAUCUCACCAAUCAGGGUUCGGAAAGUCUGGAGGAGCUAGCGCCGCCGGCGCCGGCGGGCCCCGCCGCCACGCCGGUCGCCAUCAAGCAGGAGCCCGCCGAGCCUGCCGUCACGCUCGAGACCCUCGCGCCGGCGCCGCACUCGGACACGCUGGGUUCCAUGCUCAUCGAUAGACACAAGACGCUGUCCGGCGCGAACGAUGCUGACUCCAUGGAUUUCAUGCCUCUCCUUAUUGUUAAAGACGAACCUCUCUCUGAAGGAGAGCAACACCACCUGAGUGGGUCAGACACGAGUGACUCCAGCACCCAGCCGGAGCCGCCUCGCGGCAGCCCUAAAAACUGGACACAGCAAGACAUGGAACUGGCUCUUGAGGCCCUGCGGACGCACAACAUGAGUCUUACUAAGGCGUCAGCCACAUACGGCAUCCCGUCAACAACGCUGUGGCAGCGCGCGCACCGGCUUGGCAUCGACACGCCCAAGAAGGAGGGCGCGUCCAAGUCCUGGAGCGAAGAGGAUCUUCGCGGCGCCCUUCACGCGUUGCGGUCCGGAGCUAUUUCUGCCAACAAGGCCAGCAAGGCUUACGGCAUUCCAAGCAGUACGCUGUACAAGAUCGCUCGGCGCGAGGGCAUCCGCCUGGCGGCUCCGUUCAACGCGGCGCCCACCGCGUGGCGGAGGGCUGACUUGGAGCGGGCGCUGGCGUCCAUCCGCUGCGGAGCGGCGUCUGUACAGCGAGCGGCUUCGCAAUUUGGCAUACCUACAGGCACGCUGUACGGGCGAUGCAAGCGUGAAGGGAUCGAGCUGUCACGGUCUAACCCUACGCCCUGGUCCGAAGACGCAAUGGGAGAGGCCUUGGAAGCUGUUAGGGUAGGACAAAUGUCAAUAAACCAAGCAGCGAUCCACUAUAAUCUGCCUUAUUCGUCACUCUACGGACGAUUCAAGAGGUGCAAAUAUCAAAGUCCUCAAGCAAUGCCCCAGCAGAACAUGCCGGAGAUGGAGAUGGAACCCCAACAAGCCCAGAUGUACUAUCAGCACCAAGUGCCCAUGCCCGAGGAAUAUCAUCAGAGCUACAUGACGGAACCUGAAGUCAUACAUGCCCCUGUCAUUCAGGAGCCCUAUGGGAUGUACUAUCAAGGUUGCAGCAGCAGUAUCGCGACGAGUUGAGGGUACAACGCCUCAGGAAGCGAGGGCCCUUGACAUUGCGCUUUCUGAGGGACGUAAUUAUUAGUCCAAGAAGAUUUGAGGCUUACAGAAAAAAUGAGGGUAUGGUAUAACCUGCGCACAUUGUUCUAAAAUGUCGAGUGGGCUGUAUCUGUUGCCUGUGCCAAGCAACGGAGUCCAAAAAUCCAUACGUUGCGAGUU